AUCUAGUCUCCUGGCGUAGAUAGUCGAGCUGAGACCGCAUGCAAGAUGAGCUUCAAUUCAGGCUACGACCGUGACUUGUGGGCGAUAUUGAAUGAUGACUUUCCCGGAACGGAUGAGGCUCUAUCAAUCAUUGAGACCACUUACCUCGAUGAAACGCUCGGCGAGAUACAAAAUUGGGGUGAUGUGGCCUUGGGAGUCGCCAAUCAAGACCAUGAAAAUGCAAAAAGCAUUGUCGAACGGAGUCUGGGGAGCACGACCAGACAAACUGAGGAAUACUGCUGCUAUGGAAUGAUUCAUGAUGCUAGCAUUAGACUCACGGGAGACAUGGGGCAGAUCCUCCAGAAACUUGACCUCACCCAAAGUGUCAUGGAGUUCGAACUCAUUAAACGACCCCAAGAUAACCCGCUGCUAGAGUUUGCAGACGGCACGGUGUUGGCCCAAGUCUCUACGGAAAUCUGGGACGCUCUGGAAGCCAUAUCGCAGAAGCUCUGUCAGCAGGAACUCAUCGAGACCCGAGCUUUUGUGCGUCCGACUGCUGUCAGGGACGUCAUUCAACGUACUAGGAGGAAGUUUGAUGCCACCUUGAAAGUAGACAUGAAUGUGUACGGAUCACGCUCGAAUGCCGAUGCUGUAGGCUGCGUCUUAUCCGAGUGCAAAAUCUUCCUCCAGGAUCCUGACCACGGCGUUGUUGGGGUUGAUUAUCACAACCCGCAUCUUAUUGAGUUCCCAGGCUUUGAGGAAACAACAGCCUGCUUGGCAGCUGCCGAAAGACUGAGAAAGGAUCAAAAAACGGUCGAGAACGGUGAGGCUGGUAUAGUGGAGGCGGGGGAUAGCAGGAGGGCGCAAAAAGCGCUCCACUUCAUGAAGCAGAGAGAGGAGGGUCCCAUACCUGCCGAUUACAGUCUGUGGCAGCAUAUUGUGAAUGCGCCUCGCAGAGAGUUGCUGGAGUACAGCCACAAAUUGACUAGCAAGCAGCAAGAUGAGCCUCCAGAAGAGCUCGGGGGUGGGAUUCUGGCAGACGAUAUGGGCAUGGGAAAGUCCCUGACCUCCCUUGCUCUGGUCGCAGAUACACUCGACAUUGCACUGGAAUGGAGGAAAGACGGCGAUAAAACAUGGGGAAUGCAGACGUCCAAGCGCGUCCGCACAGCCCAGCGCUCAAAAGCGACUCUCAUUAUUGUGCCAUCCACAUUGAUUAUGAAGGAGACCUGGGAAAAUGAUAUCAACAGACACAUGUCUGAAGGCAUCACAGUCGCCAAGUACUACGGAAAGGAGCGGGAUGCUGUUGACCCCGAGAUAUACCUCAAUAGUGACAUAAUCUUCACAACCUACCAUACUAUCGCGACCAGUGCCAAUAAGCCAAGGUGCGCAAUACGUACUAUUGAAUGGUUCAGGAUCAUUCUAGAUGAAGCGCACAUGAUACGGCGGAGGGAGACGACCUUGUUCCAAGCUGUGUCCCAGCUUUCCGCUCGAUCAAGGUGGUGCUUGACCGGGACGCCCAUACAAAACAAGCUGGAAGAUCUCGGCUCCCUGUUAUCAUUUCUCCAAGUCGACCAGCUCCAGAACAAAGCCGUCUUCAAGAAAUACGUCAUCGGCAAGCUCAGCGAGGACUUUGAGAAGGGCACCAAGGCCUUUGCCGAGUUGAUGGACUCCAUCUGUCUGAGACGGACCAGAGUAAUACUGGGAAUGCCAGAGCCGGUGGAAAGCACGAACUGGAUCACGUUGUCUCGAGCAGAACGGGAGCAGUAUGAUCGAACAGUCCGGGAAACUGCCGAGAUGAUCCGACAAAAGACGUGGGAAAGGACCGGAAAGGGCAACCAUUUCGGUUUGUUCCAAGCCCAGCUGCAGCUCAGGCUGAUCUGCAACCAUGGCACAUACCAAGUGCCCCUGAAGCUAAGCCGGAGGGACAGACGAUCGGAGCGCGAGGCGAUGCUGCAGACCAUUGGACUCGGAGGCGACACCAUCUGCUCUGGGUGCGGCGCUCCAUUUUCGGCAUUUGAAGCGCUAAGCUCGACUCUUUGCAGACACAAGUUCUGUGGCGAGUGCAUGGAAGACAACAACACCUCGUGUCCGGUGUGCCACGCCCGGACGAGGGUGGUAGACGAAUUCAAUGACGGGCCAAAUGCAGGCGUGGGGCUACCCAUGUACGCAGAUGUAGGAACUGGUGGUUAUUUCAACAUGAAUGGCAUAUCAUCCAAGAUGGAAGCCUUGAUGAAGGACGUCAAAGCAGUCUCGCAACUAGGUGGUGCCAAAAGGUGAUGAUAUCGUCUCCUUGUUGAUAUAAAAAUAUUCAAGCUGACCCGGGAAAACACCCUCGAUAGUAUCGUCUUCUCGUGCUGGACGCGAUCGCUCGACCUGAUAGCAAUGCACUUGCAAAAUCAUCACAUCCGCUACGAACGAAUCGACGGGGAUCUCAGCAUCUGGCAGCGACAGGCUAGCAUGAAGAAGUUUACAGAGGACCGAGACAUUCCCGUGCUGUUGAUGACGACAGGAACUGGUGCCCUUGGGUAAGACCUCCCUUUACUAGUCUAGAUGCAGUCCUAAAAGGGCCUGCCUGGUUCAGGCACUAACCACUCUUGUAGACUGAACCUCACCGUCGCAAGCCACAUCUUCAUCUUCGAGCCGCAAUGGAACCCAAGCGUGGAGAGUCAAGCAAUCAGCAGAGCACAGCGGCUUGGACAGGAUCAGCAAGUAUUUGUGAUGAGGUAUCUGGUUGCUGGUACCGUUGAGAAUAGAAUGCACUCGCAGCAAAAGAGAAAAGUCGAAUUGGCCAAGGUCGGAUUCGAAAAUGAAUCUAUCGCUUCCGAGCAGGGAGAUUGAGAUUGACCAAGAUUUUCACCUUUCUAACGUUGCACGCGGGUACUCCACCGUAAUGGGGAACCGGAAGCUUCAGGGUCCUGCCGGUGAGCGGUGAAACAUUUUGCUUACGGUUAAAAAAGACUCCAGGGGGGUUAGCGACCAGGGGGUGUGAGUUGGUAGCCUACCAAUCCUACCUAUCCAGCAGUCUGCCCAUUUUCUUGGUGCGGGGAAAGGCUCUUUUUUUUUUUCUGCAGCCAAGCUGAUCCUCCCUGCUCGAUGAUGCGCUUGAAUGUUUGUUUUUAGGGGUAGUGGCUGCAAGAUACGGUACGGUAGACACAAAAGCCAAGGGCUUUUCAUCUCACCCAGAUUGGUGACAUUGAACCCCCCGCUUUCCUUUCUCACCCACAAGUUUUUUUUUUGCGAGCUACUCGUUGGGGGGGUUUUUUUUUUGUUUUCGGUAAACUUU
Molecule: messenger RNA, 3262 nt
Organism: Pyricularia grisea
Lineage: Eukaryota; Fungi; Ascomycota; Sordariomycetes; Magnaporthales; Pyriculariaceae
Exons: 8
Coding region: 46-2256 (736 amino acids)
Molecular function (GO): ATP-dependent chromatin remodeler activity; ATP binding
Source: RefSeq, a predicted model, not a curated record